Molecule: messenger RNA, 1794 nt
Organism: Morone saxatilis (striped sea-bass)
Lineage: Eukaryota; Metazoa; Chordata; Actinopteri; Moronidae
Gene: pax5
Product: paired box 5
Biological process (GO): anatomical structure development; regulation of transcription by RNA polymerase II
Molecular function (GO): DNA-binding transcription factor activity, RNA polymerase II-specific; RNA polymerase II cis-regulatory region sequence-specific DNA binding
Source: RefSeq, a predicted model, not a curated record
CAACGUCCGUGGCUGCCACACAAGUAUCAGCAGUGACCAGCGACUCAGCCGGCUCCUCGUACUCCAUCAGUGGCAUUCUGGGUAUCAGCUCAGCUGCUGACGUUGGCAAGAGGAAGAGGGACGAAGGUCUGCAGGAGUCACCGCUGGCCAACGGGCAUGGCCACAGUGGGCGGGACUUCCUCAGGAAGCAGAUGAGAGGGGAGCUGUUCUCACCGCAGCAGAUCGAGGUAUUGGACCGCCUGUUUGACAGGCAGCCACCCUGUCCAAUCCAAUCCAGCUCUGACCUCUAUGUGAGCCCUGACUCUGGCAAGAUGCCUGGUAUGUACUUGGCCCUGCUGUUGGUGGUGGUGCUGUUGCAGCAUGUGGGGGUGCCUUUGAAGGAGUGUGAUAAAUCAGGAGGGCUGACAGAGCCCCCACCCAUCCAUGCUGCUCUGGGUCCAAAUGCCCACAGCACCAGGGGAGAUUUUUCCGGAAGUCCAUAUUCCCAUCCCCAGUAUUCCACGUACAAUGAAUCAUGGAGAUUUCCUAACCCCAGUUUAUUAGUCUUUCAGCAGGAUUAUGGGUCUCUCCUGGGGACGGAAAUCGGCUGCUCCUCCAGUCUCUUCACCAGCCAGGCAGGACAGAUGCAAGGGUCACCGUACUAUUACAGUGCAACAUCACGGGGGACGGGCCCUGCUGCCACUGCGACAGCCUCUGCCUACGACCGCCACUGACCCCACUGAGAGGAGAGGAGGAUGAGGAGAAGGAGAUGAGGGAGGGAGGGACGGAUAGCACCAGCACCACUCAAUACAAACCUGCCUACGCAUGGACGACAAUGGGGAUGAAGAUUUCAAAUUUUUGACGUCAGUGAAGUUUGAAUUUUCUUUGAUUGCCAACAAACGCACUGCUGGGCUGCAACACAGACAAACUGUAUGGGUUUUACAUUACUGUGAGGACACAGGCAUGGCAGUGUCAAUAACUGACAUAUUCAGAAGAUUUCGUAAGCAAGUACAAAAUUGGACCCUCCCAUAACAUCUGAAGGCUUGGUAUCUCUAACUUGUUUUUAAAUCUACAGUAAGUCAGUGGAGCAGUGAUUGAAACUGUAUUGUGAUCUUCUGGGUAAAAUGUUGUGUUUUCAGGUUGGGAAUAUUUUUGAUGAAGUUAUUUGAGUUGAUUAGAGCAAAAUCACUUUUUCAAACCGUCCUUUUAUGCCCCGACAUCAAUCAAUCAAUUUUCUAUGCCAUGCUACGGUGAAGUAAAGACAAUCCAAUUAUCAUAACUUUAAAUGACCAAAAUCACCCCUAUCAUUACCAUUCCAGAGUCUCGUGCUGUAGAUUCAACGCAUUUCCCCUGGGAUCACAAUGCUCAAUAAAUGGGAUACACUACUUUUCAAUGGGAGUGUUCAGUUUUAAAUUUGACCGUUCGCUAAGCCCCACCACCAUUAGUUACUGUCGCUAUGCCUGUCAAGCUUUCCGUUCUCACUAGCACAUAUGCAGUUAACAAUGGUAACAGUGGCAGAUUUACCAACUCUAGUGAUUUUUGAAAAAAUGGAUCCUUGAUUUCAAAUAGAAGUAGACAAAAGCAGCUUCUCAUUUCUAUCAGGCAACCAUCAAUUUUGCUGAAAUAUCAACUGUUGCUGACAGAUUUGAUCAGCUGUAGCUAUCAUAACAUGUUUGUAUUUUCAUAAGCUUAAACAGUUGGUUAAUGAUGUGCUCUUGGACUUGGAAGUAACACUUGGUUACUAAUUUGCCAGACAUGCUAAUGUUUGUAGCAUUUGUUAAAGCAAAUAAACACAUACGGUCAGUUUAACUAAUA